AUGUAUCCUGGAAAGAAACACCAUGAAUGUACUGACUGUGGGAAAACCUUCCUCUGGAAGACACAACUUACUGAGCAUCAGAGAAUUCACACCGGGGAGAAACCCUUUGAAUGUAAUGUGUGUGGGAAGGCCUUCAGGCAUAGCUCAUCCCUCGGUCAGCAUGAGAAUGCUCAUACUGGAGAGAAACCCUAUCAGUGUAGUCUCUGUGGGAAAGCCUUCCAGCGCAGCUCCUCCCUUGUUCAACACCAGAGAAUUCACACUGGAGAGAAACCAUAUCGAUGUAAUUUGUGUGGUAGGUCGUUUAGGCAUGGCACAUCCCUCACUCAGCAUGAGGUCACACAUAGUGGAGAGAAACCCUUCCAAUGUAAGGAAUGUGGGAAAGCCUUUACCUUCAGUCGACGCUCAUCACUGACUCAACAUGAGAGAACCCACACUGGAGAGAAACCCUAUGAAUGUAUCGACUGUGGUAAAGCCUUUAGUCAGAGUUCAUCCCUCAUUCAGCAUGAGAGAACUCAUACUGGAGAAAAACCCUAUGAAUGUAAUGAAUGUGGGCGAGCUUUCCGAAAGAAAACUAACCUGCAUGAUCAUCAGAGAAUCCAUACUGGAGAAAAACCCUACACUUGUAAGGAAUGUGGGAAAAACUUCAGUCGAAGCUCAGCUCUUACUAAACAUCAGAGAAUUCAUACACGAAAUAAACUCUAG
This is a messenger RNA of Lipotes vexillifer (Yangtze River dolphin), 702 nucleotides long. Its product is annotated as zinc finger protein 90 homolog. The coding region runs from base 1 to 702 and encodes 233 amino acids. The transcript has 2 exons. The record is from RefSeq and is a predicted model, not a curated record. Lineage: Eukaryota; Metazoa; Chordata; Mammalia; Artiodactyla; Lipotidae. Gene Ontology annotation, molecular function: RNA polymerase II cis-regulatory region sequence-specific DNA binding; DNA-binding transcription factor activity, RNA polymerase II-specific. Gene Ontology annotation, biological process: regulation of transcription by RNA polymerase II. Gene Ontology annotation, cellular component: transcription regulator complex; chromatin; PcG protein complex.